Glarea lozoyensis ATCC 20868 is the source of this 543-nucleotide messenger RNA. Its product is annotated as RNA-binding, RBD. Gene Ontology annotation, biological process: mRNA cis splicing, via spliceosome. Bases 1 to 543 code for a protein of 180 amino acids. The transcript has 3 exons. The record is from RefSeq and is a predicted model, not a curated record. Gene Ontology annotation, molecular function: RNA cap binding. Gene Ontology annotation, cellular component: nuclear cap binding complex. Lineage: Eukaryota; Fungi; Ascomycota; Leotiomycetes; Helotiales; Helotiaceae.
AUGCCUGGACCAGUGAGAAAUACGGUCGACAGACUUGAUAAGCCAAGUGCAUACUACCAAGCUAGGAAUAAGAAACGUCGGUACCGCGAUGACGACGAUAGGGAAAGAGAACGUACGCCAGAGGAACCAGCUGAUGAUCCAUUAAAAGAUGCCGCCACUUUAUAUGUUGGUAACUUGUCGUUUUACACAACGGAAGAACAGAUUCACGAACUAUUCGCAAAGUGUGGGGAGAUAAAGCGAUUGAUAAUGGGAUUGGACAGAUUCAACAAGACUCCUUGUGGGUUCUGUUUUGUUGAAUAUUACACCCAUCAAGACGCUUUGGAUUGCAUGAAAUAUAUUGGAGGCACGAAGCUGGAUGAACGUAUUAUUCGAACAGAUCUGGAUCCAGGAUUUCAAGAGGGAAGACAGUAUGGACGUGGAAAGUCUGGCGGCCAAGUGCGCGACGAGUACCGAGAGGAAUAUGAUGAGGGUAGAGGUGGUCUGGGUAGAGCUAUUCAAGCUGAGAGAUUGAAGGAAGAAGAGGAAUACGGUAAAGGUAGAUAA